AUGACCGAAGUCAAAACAGUAGAUGUGCUCAUCAUAGGCGCUGGACCAGCUGGGCUGGCCCUCGCCAAUUGGUUCAGAAACUCCAGCAUCAAGGUCCUCCUCGUCGACAAGAAACCCGUGCCUACACGGCGAGGCAAAGCCGAAGGACUGAAGUCAACAACCAACGAGAUCUUUAACUCGUAUGGCAUCGGACCUCAGAUCGCAGCAGAGUCAUGGAGGCUGGAGGAAAUCGCCAUCUGGGGCCAAAAGAAGGACGGCGGGAGCGGGAUCGAGAGAGAGCAGCUGAUCCAGGAUAAGGUAGAAGAGCUGGGUAAGGUGCGAGAGACCAUGUUGCAGCAAUCAAGAGUCGAGUACCACAUGCAGCAGAAUCUGCUAAGCCACAAGAACAUCACGAUCCAGUACAACACCCAACCAGUCGAGGUCAAAAUCGACGAGUCCUCGCUUCAUGAAGAUGAAGCCUACCCUGUCGAGGUGCGCUUGGUCAAGACGCAGGUUCAGUCCGAAGCGGCCUCGAAUAUCCUCGCGAACUCGACACCAGAUACCGCGAACGGGGAUGCAGAGGAAGUCGAAGAACGUAUCCGAGCCAAAUACAUUGUAGGCUGUGACGGAGCUCACAGCUGGCUUCGAAAGCAACUCCAAGUCCAACUCGAGGGCGACCUGACCGACUCUGUCUUCGGCGUCGUUGACAUGAUCCCCAAAUCCAACUUCCCCGACAUCCGCCGCGUCUGCUACCUCCGCGCCUCCACAGGCACCAUCCUCCUCGUGCCACGGAGUAACAAGGAAGUCCGUCUUUACGUCCCCGUCGAGAGCGGCAGCUCGCUGUCAGACCCCAAAGACCUCACCUUUGACCGCAUCAUCUCCGCUGCGCGCAAGAUCAUUUCCCCUUAUACUUUGGAAGUGGGCUCCGUGUCAUGGUGGUCCGCCUACCGCGUCGGUCAGCGCGUCGGUAGUCAUUUUUCAAGGCACAACGAAAAGGCCUUUUUGGUGGGAGAUGCAGUCCACACGCACUCGCCCAAGGCCGGGCAGGGGAUGAAUACCAGUAUUCAGGAUGCGUAUAACCUUGGUUGGAAGUUACGAUUUGUUCUGCAACCGACCAAACCGCAGCUCGACCCAAAAGCAGCGAGAAAUCUGCUGGCGACGUACGAGUCCGAACGAAGGCCAGUGGCUCAAGAUCUGAUUGCCUUUGAUAGGGGCUAUCUCAAGCUCUUCGCUGCUCCUUCAUCCGAAUUUGACACCGAGUUCUUGCGCGCCAUGAAAUUCACCACCGGUCUUUCCAUCCGCUACCCGCCCUCGUGCGCCGUCCAACUUCCCCGGGGAGUCGAAACGGCAGAGCAGCUAGGUCCAAGCUUGCUCAAAGCCGAUCUGGUCCCAGGGAAGAGGUUACCGGAUUUUCAGGCGGUCUACCAAGCGGACGGAAUCACAUGCUGGAUUCAUAAAAGGUUACAAGCUACUGGUAGUUUUCGGGUGAUCGUGUUCGCUGGAGAUGUUGCUACUCACCGGCACUUGUCCGAGAACGUACAAAAGCUGGGAAAGUACCUUGCAAAUCCAGAGACAGGAUUGGGAGUGUUGACGGCUGGCGGAGCGGCGGCGCCGGUGGAGGUGCUCAUGGUGCAUAGUGCCGACCGCGAGAAGGUUGAACCCCGAGACUUGCCUGAGGUGUUCAGGCCAUGGAGUGAUAGUGAAGGGUAUGAUUACUGGCGGUUGUUGGCGGAUGCUGAGAGUGUGCAUGAGGGACAUGGGAGGGUGUAUGAAAGGCUGGAGAUUGAUACUGAGAAGGGGAGGGCCGUGGUAUUAAGGCCGGAUGGGUAUAUUGGUGCGGUGCUUGGUGUUGAUGAUAUUGAUGGUUUGGGAGAGUACUUUAGGGGGUUAGGCAUGCUGCCGAGUUGA
Messenger RNA from Sordaria macrospora k-hell, 1887 nucleotides. RefSeq lists its product as uncharacterized. NCBI's taxonomy places the organism in Eukaryota, Fungi, Ascomycota, Sordariomycetes, Sordariales, Sordariaceae. Gene Ontology annotation, molecular function: oxidoreductase activity; FAD binding. The record is from RefSeq and is a predicted model, not a curated record.